Homarus americanus (American lobster) is the source of this 3741-nucleotide messenger RNA. RefSeq names its product sprouty-related, EVH1 domain-containing protein 2-like (gene Spred). The coding region runs from base 295 to 1833 and encodes 512 amino acids. NCBI's taxonomy places the organism in Eukaryota, Metazoa, Arthropoda, Malacostraca, Decapoda, Nephropidae. Gene Ontology annotation, molecular function: protein kinase binding. Gene Ontology annotation, cellular component: membrane. Gene Ontology annotation, biological process: negative regulation of MAPK cascade; multicellular organism development. The record is from RefSeq and is a predicted model, not a curated record. The transcript is spliced from 5 exons.
GCCACCCACUUCCGCCCACGGGUAUCCGGGUAUUUCCGUUCCCAGUUAAGCACUUCCGGUCUUGUGUUAAGCCCCCGGAGUUGCUGCCUUUGUGCUUGGUGGUUUUUGUUUCCCCGGUGAGGUGGUUGGUUUAGUGAGGGUCAGUUUAGUGGUGUGGACUGAGGUGCUCUUAGGCAUCUAUCUCCACUCUCCCACCACCAACACAUCUGUCCCCAGUCUGUGAGUGUCUUAAACCUGUGAUCUCAUUCAUCACUGUGGUGAGCACUGUAAGGUGGACGCCUCACCCACCAGACCAUGAGUCAGGACCUGGGUUGUGGAGGCAGAAUGGUUCGCUGGUUCAGGCUCUCCUCCAGUGGCAGCGGCAACUAUUUGGUUCGAGUGCGUGCUCAGGUGAUGAUGCGUGAUGACAGCACUGGGGGUUGGCUGCCCUUGGGUGGGGGUGGCCUCUCCAACGUGUCUGUCAGGAAGCGUGUCACUCAACCCGACCUUGACGACCCUACUAAACACGAGUAUCUCAUCUACGGCAAGAGAAUAUCAGAUCAACACGUAGUGUUGAGUUGUACAAUAAAAAAGGAUUUUGAGUACAACAAAGUAAUGCCCACCUUUCACCACUGGAAGACAGGAGACAAAAAAUUUGGACUAACCUUUCAGACAGCCGCCGAUGCCAGAGCAUUUGACAAGGGCGUACGCAUGGCGGUAGAGGAUCUUUUAGAUGGUCUCAACGAUUUUCCUUCAUAUCGCCAUGGCCUCAACAUAGAUGUUGGCGAUGAUAACGUGUUUAUGGUAAGUGAUACGGUGAAUCUUCCGGUGGAGAUAGACACACGGUCGUCGUCAGGGUCGGUCAACACCUGCAGCAGCAGCCGUCACACACCCACCGCAACUCCCCUGCCCACCCCAGACCAUCCCCCUCAUCACCACGUCCACCAUCCUCACCACGUCCACCAUUUCCCAUUACCCGGGGGUGGCAUGGGGGGGCUCGGAUCAGCGGGAGGAACUGGCAUAUCCACUACAAACACCUCUCCCUCUUCCACCACUUCUAACCUGGCCACAUCUACGGCAGGGUCUACCACUCAGCCGUACCCCCACCCCCACCCACACGCCAACCACCACCACCAGCAACACCUGUGUCGCAUCACAUUUCCACCCCGGCCCAAACCUCCACUGCCCCAUAACAAUAACCCCCCCGACAAGCCAUUAGAUCUGGAUUGUGAACUCAAGCCUGGCAACCCCCCAGACAUGCCCCAAGACCAAGAUAAAAUUGGAAUUCCUGGAGACAACUACUCCUAUGUCCAGUUUGAUCCAGAUUACAGCUACCCGGUGGUUGAAGGCAUAAAGGGGGAGAAAAGAGACAGUAUAGCAUCUCUCAAGAAGCAGCAGCAGUUUGAACAUGUCAGGGGAACUCAUCCACAGCAAAUGCCAGCUCCCUUAGUACCUAGUAAGAGACAAAAGAAAAAAGACAAGAGGGUCAGAAAGACCAUAAAAGCCCGCUGCCGGCACUGCCAGGAGAUGUUUACCUAUGACAUGAAUUCACGCGGCAGUUGUGAAUAUGCCCCAGACUGUGUGCGCACAGCCAUUGACUCACUGACAUGCAUCUCUUGUGCACAGUGUAUGUUAUACCACUGCAUGAGUGAUGCUGAAGGGGACUUUGCACACCAUCCAUGUGAAUGUGGGGGUCCUGGAGGCACGGCAGAUGAGUCGUGCGGGCGGCGGUGGCUCGGAGUAACUCUGUUAUCCCUAUUGGUGCCGUGCCUGUGGUGCUACUUACCACUACGAGCAUGUCACCGAUGUGCCGUCGCCUGCGGACUUUGUGGUGGCCGUCACGAGGCCUCCUGACUCACCGCCCCCACUCAUGCCCAAGAGGAUGAAGAUGAUGAUGAGGAUGAUGAUGAUGAGGAAGAAGAUACUGUAUUCACAGUAACAGGCAGCCCUACACUGCCCUCUCCACAACCUUGGUGUGAUCAGGGGAGCAGUUCCCAACAGUCUGGUGUGGUCUUGGGCAUGUAUGUGGAUGGUUGAACCAAACCAGAUGAUUUCUGGUUCAAAUCUUGUAGCCAGUGAGGCGUUGUGACAGGGACGACAAUGAUGGUAGUGUGAACUGAAGAAUGUGAGGGUGCUACUUAUUAGCACAAAUUUGUUUGUCAAACAGCCUACUGGAAAGAAAAGAAAGAAUGUAACUGUGUGAUAUAAGGAGUGUGAAUGUUACCACUUUUGAUUAAGUGGCAAGAAAGGACACAACAGUUUGAGUGUUCUAUGUACCUGAUGGCCACACUUCGGCCUCAGAGAGUGUGUGUGCACGUGUGCAUCCAUGUGCAUAGUACACACACUGCCGUACAUGGCCAGUUCUCAACUCUUGCAUUUGGAAACCCUUGUUCAUCUAUAUGUGAGCUGCUGUAUUGACGGUAAGUCUGUCCGCCUUGGCCUCUUUAAUAAUCUAAAGGGAUCCCAAUUUUUCAAGGGCUCAGGAGAAAUUGUGACGCCCUUUGGAAUUGCUGUGACUUUUUGUAUGCUUUUAAUUAUUAUUGUGAUAGAUGUUCUAUAUAUUGAUAGCUUUAGCUGGCCAAGACGGACAGGUGGCCAAGGCAGCUGGACUGUCACGUGUCACAUAAUAACUACGUGAAGUUCUCACUUGCGUUUGCCUUACAUGCCAACACUUUGUGUUUAGUCUUUUGGCGAUGAUUAGCGCCGUUGUCACCACGUUGUGUAUGCCGGACAACUUUAUCAAGGGUUUCCUUGUCAUUUUAGGUGCUAUAGCACAAAUCAUGGAUUUUCCUUUUUUUAAGUGAAUAAUUAUUAAAAAACAAGGUUAUUCAGUUGUGUUGCAUUCAAAAGAACCGUUUUCUACACAACUUUGUAUAUAAACAUGUGUAAGGCAGUUGCACUGUGAAACAUAAAAUACAAGGUGAAGUUUGGCUUCUUAAAAAUCAAACUAAGGUAAUGAUGUCACUACAUAAUGUAGUAGUCCAAUGAUAAAAGACUAAACCUCCAAAUUUCAUUCAUGUAAGGAACACAGGUGGCAUAUGAAUUAAUGCCCCGUGAAAAAUCUUGUAACUACCAUUGUCACAAUUAUCAUGUAUAUUGAUAAUUCACUCAUGUAUGAUUACCAAGAAGAGGCCAAUUUUGUGUACAACCUAGAUGGUGGCCCAACCAGCUCAUGGUCACGCCCAAGAUGACUGCAGGCCUCUCAGGUGUUCACUUCUCAGCCAGCGGCUCUGAAGGGAGUAUGGCACUGUCUGCUUUCUUCUGUGGGGCUGCGGCCUGGGUUAAAAUAGAUGUUUUGGUAGCGGUGAUUUGGGAGCAGCUAGGUCAUCACCUUGAUGGGGUUUGGGUCAACCUGAGGCUCCAGAUAUAUAAGAUUAACUAAUUCUGUGGUAAAGAGGUGACCCAGACCAGUGUGACCCUGUGAAUUGACCUAGUACAUGUCAGCUCCCCGAUCCUUGCGUUCAUGCCACCCCUAGUCAAGUCACGAACAAAAUUGCAACUAAUGUCAGCAGUCUAUCGUUUGUUUUCUUUGCAACAAUUUUAAGCAAAAAGUCACAAAAGCUGUAGUUUCAUUUUACCUUUAUUGAAAAUGUUACUCAUCUUUAGAAAGUAUACCACAGGUUUUCUGAAUUCUCACUGUUUGUUUCAAGUGAUUGUUCCAGUGACCUAAUAAUUUACCUUAUGUGAAUACUGUCUACAUCAUUGUCAAGUAUAGGAUGUAACAAAAAGAUUUUAUGAACAAUAAUGACAACCAAAGACAUA